AUGAGACACAAUCUGGUGUGUCAGACACCUCCCACUGUCACUGUUCAUGUAAAAUCGAGUGCAUCCAGAUCACAUCAGAAAAAAAAACUUAUUAGACUAAAGCGGCCUACUUUUAAAGACCAUGAAGAAAAUAAUUGUGAAAAAAAGGUUCUUAGUCAUAAAUAUAAAUGUCCAAAGGGACCACGUCUAGUUAUUCAGCGUCAGGAAAUGACAGCUUUCUUUAAAUUAUUUGAUGAUGAUCUAAUCCAAGACUUCCUUUGGAUGGACUGUUGCUGUAAAAUUGCAGACAAGUAUCUCUUGGCAAUGACUUUCGUUUAUUUCAAGAGGGCUAACUUCACAAUAAAUGAGCAUACCAGAAUCAAUUUCUUUGUCGCUCUGUAUCUGGCAAAUACAGUUGAAGAAGACGAUGAAGAAUCAAAGUAUGACAUUUUCCCAUGGGCUUUGGGAAAGGCCUGGAGAAAACUCUUCCCUGAUUUCUUGAAGUUAAGAGACCAACUAUGGAGUAGAAUUGACUACAGGGCUGUUGUAAGCAGGCGCUGCUGUGAAGAGGUGAUGGCUAUUGCUCCAACACAUUACGUAUGGCAGCGAGAACGUUCUAUGCACCACAGCGGAGCUGUGAGAAACUACGAUGAUGAAGUACAGCUGCCCCGAGGACCUAGCGCUACUCCUGCAGACUGCUUGCUUUGUGGUAAGAAAGGAAGAUUUGUACGACUAGGAUUAUCAUCAUCUUCCUCCUCAUCUACUGGAACUAUGGAGAUGAUGGAGUUACGUUCAUCCCAGAAUUCAAAGAACACCUUUCCGGCUGCAAAAAUGCUCGUUGACUCUCCUUUUUAUUAUGGCCAAGACUGUCAGAGCCUGUCCAGCAAAAGGAGACGAGGUAGCACCUUGAACCAAGACAAAUCCAUGGAUUGGUUUACAAGCAAUGAAGAAUGAAACACACCCGAUGAGACAGAAACAGAUACCUUGCUUUGUGGAACAAUCGCUGUUCCAUAGCAAUACCACACCUGAUGAUUCUGUUAAAACCCUUCCCUUUAAAUAGUAGGUG
Pygoscelis adeliae (Adelie penguin) is the source of this 1045-nucleotide messenger RNA. It is a transcript of the gene SPDYA, whose product is annotated as speedy/RINGO cell cycle regulator family member A. The transcript is spliced from 6 exons. The record is from RefSeq and is a predicted model, not a curated record. The coding region runs from base 1 to 933 and encodes 310 amino acids. Gene Ontology annotation, biological process: positive regulation of cyclin-dependent protein serine/threonine kinase activity. Gene Ontology annotation, molecular function: protein kinase binding. NCBI's taxonomy places the organism in Eukaryota, Metazoa, Chordata, Aves, Sphenisciformes, Spheniscidae.